Messenger RNA from Torulaspora delbrueckii, 4290 nucleotides. RefSeq names its product mitogen-activated protein kinase kinase kinase BCK1 (gene BCK1). The transcript has a single exon. The coding region runs from base 1 to 4290 and encodes 1429 amino acids. Lineage: Eukaryota; Fungi; Ascomycota; Saccharomycetes; Saccharomycetales; Saccharomycetaceae. The record is from RefSeq and is a predicted model, not a curated record. Gene Ontology annotation, biological process: protein phosphorylation. Gene Ontology annotation, molecular function: protein kinase activity; ATP binding.
AUGCCAUUUCUAAGGAAGAUCACUGGUAGUGGCCAUUCGCAUUCGAGAUCAGGCUCCGCUUCAUCGAUCAAGACAUGGUCAUUGGACUCACCUACUAGUCUUGAAAGACACUCUACACGCCCAACGAAGAGCUCUAGGAAGUCUGGUACAUCUGAAUAUCGGAACUCAGUGGCAAGCUCUGGCUCCUGUGGCAAUUCCAAUACUGCUGGUCACGAUAAUGGGACGGGCUUGCUGGUAGUACCGGACAUUGAUGAGUUUACAAACAGUCCGCAGAUGAAUGAUAAAAAUAAUCUAAAGAACGAUUCUAGAAACCCCUCAGGUGGUAGCAUCAAUUCAUUGUCGUUUGACAAACUAAUCUUAUCAUGGGAUCCGACUGAUCCUGAUGAAUGGUCGAUGCAACGGGUCUCUUCGUGGUUGAAAUUUCAUGAAUUCCCAGAAUCGUGGAUCGUAUUCUUCAAGAAGUAUCAGCUUUCAGGGCACAAGUUUAUCAAACUCUUGGCUCACGAUAAUUUUGCUGUCUACGAAAAGUAUUUACCCCAGUCCAAGUAUGCCUCCUACACAAGGUUCCAGUAUCUUCUUAAACAGACUAUGAGUAAGAAUGUCACAAAUAACCACAUCCGCCAGAAGAGCACAGAGAAAGCCAAGGAAUCAAGGAGCUCUAGCGAGUCCUUGAAAUCUAAACACAAAAAAGCCAAUUCACUUCAAGAGGCCACUUCGUCAAGAUCUGCUUCAGAGUCUGCUUUGUCGCCAACAACAUUGAAUUCCUCCAAAAGCGACGAUAAAUUGGGAGGUCAACCACUUCGUACACACCAGAAGACGUCCAGUGCCAGCGCACUUUAUAGAAGAAGUUUAAUAUCUCUCCGAGGUUCGUCCACAGGUAAUUUACUGGAGGGAAAGACUCCCUCCAAUAUCAAGCUGAAUAUUCCAUCUCGACCUCAAUCAAUUGUUGAAACUAAUGGAUCAUCAAAACCAGGGUCUCCUCCCAACUCACCUCACUAUCCGGGCCUUUUCAGAAGGCAUCAAAAGAGCAGUUCCUCUGAGUCCUCCUUGCUCAACGCGUUGUUUGGAUCACAGUCAAAUGUUACUAUUGAUGAUGAGCAAGACAAAUCUUCUUACCAAACCGCCAAUGCUUCGGCGGAUAGUCUCUCCAAAGGAAAGCAUAAUGCGAUCGAAGGCAACACGGUGUCGUCCAACAUAUCUUCGCCGAACCCGAUAGAAGAGAAGAGCUCACUCUGGGGCAAACUGAGACGAAGAAGUCAGUUGAUUGGACCUGCCAAUGUUCCUCAGAGCCCGCAACUUGUAACUCUAAACCCGGCAUCUUCACUUUCGACGCCAAACAUCGGCACACCUCCUACAGCUUCAGAUGCAAGUAUAGGUACGUUGACACCAAAGUACACAGAUGUGAAGACAGCUCAAGCAACCCCAUCAAGCAGCAAACGUCACCCUAUUUACAGUACUGACCGGAGCAAUCGAAACGAUAACAAUGACACGUAUACCCCAGCCAGUUUCUUGUUGGAUAAGAAGUUCUAUCCUUUAAAGACGAAAGAUUCUCAAGAUGAUAUCUAUAUUCUCAUUACGAAAGAUAAUCGUUCAUUUAUACCUAUGAAUAUCGGAAUGAUUGAGAGCCUCGAAGAACUAAAGGAAUCGGUAACGCUGAUGUUAAGCGUAAAUCAUAACGACAUAACCAUACAUUUGACUGACUUUGGGUGCGAAAUAGGAUCUGCUCUCCCGGAUGAUACUUUAGAAUCAUUAAGAUCGAGUCUUUUUUGUAAUACGGCUGGUAAACUAUACAUUAAAGAUCAGUCGAAGAGCAGUUCAAGGCCUAGAGCGGCAACUCUCAGUAACGAGAUGAAUCACUCGGUGAAAUCCCUCAAAAGUAAGAACUCGUUUAGGUCCGUCACUAAUAGCAUGAUGUAUUCAACCGAUGAGGUUUCAAUUGUUACAUCUUCAUCUGACUUGACCUCAUUCGACGAUCAUGCUUCUGGAACAGCUAGAAGAUAUCCUCAGACACCCAGCCACUACUAUGAUGCUGUAGCAGCUAAUAAUGGAGAGGAAAUCAAUUACUGGAAUUAUAAAGAUCCAGCUCAAGAGGCUAGUAAAUCACCAAGGCCAUUAAGGUCGUCUAGUCAAGUAAAGAAAGAAAAAUAUCCUCCCUUCGAGCUGGCUCCGGAGAAAGGAAGAAUGGGAUCAUUUCAGAUUUUAAGGAAAGAAGAUUCAAAUGAGAUAGAUUUUAAUAAGCGCCGAGAAUCACCAUAUGUCCAACCGGAGUUGGCGCCUCGGAGAGAAGCGCCCAAACCUCCAACAAACUCCUCCCCUCAAAAGUCCCUUUCAAUCUCUAGUCGAGUGUCGACGCCACGUCUAAGAAGAAGCAGCACUAGAAGAAAGGCCCCUGGGAAUCCCAAACUAGCUCCACCAUCACCUUCAGGCGAGGCUGUAAGCCCAUCUUCAGAUUCUGUGGUCAAUUCAUACACUCCGGGCUCCAGCCAUGUCCUAGUCCCCCAACCAUAUAAAGGAGCUAGCGAGGGCUCUCGUAAGCUUAAAACAGAGGAUGAGCAGAUGGCAAGUUCAAUUUCUGCUUUUAUUAGCAAGCAAAGAACCAAUAGAUCUGACUCAAUUGCUUCUAAUUCUGGCUCUGUGCGCCAUAUGCGUUCUCCACCAUUGGGCAGAGGCAACUCAAGACGUAUUGUAUCGUCUGCCUCGGCAGCUGAUGUUUUCGAUGAAAAUGAUAUAACAUUCGCCGACGCACCUGAAUUUACAGAUUCUGGUAGUGACAGUUCUGAUGACAUAAUCUGGUCUACGUCUGGGAAGAGUAGAGAGACAGAGACCGAGAAAGAAGGGAUUCAACGCAAUUCAUCGGGAGACAAUUCACAAGAUCGUUCACAAUCUAAUGAGGAGAAUGAUGGAGGUGCAGCGUUGAACAGAAAGAUGACAUUAAGGCCAUCGCCAGAAGUUGUCUACCAGAACCUGGAGAAAUUUUUUCCUCAUGCCAACCUUGAUAAGCCUGUCCUUGAAGGCGUCACACCUCCCGCAUCUCCAAGAUCGGUGGACACUAUAGGUAUGUCAAGAGCGUUCGGGUUAUCUAACGCUGGCAACAGUUCAAAUAGUAACACGCCUGCUAUUUCUCCCAACAAGAGCACCAAACAAUCAUUCCGAGAAGAUGAGAAGGGUUUCUUGAGAGAUCGACUUCCGAAGCGAGCCAAAACCAUCAGAACUAUUGCACAUGAGGCGAGUGAGGCUAGAAAACAGUCCGUGAAGCUUGGGAGACAAAAUACGAAAAUGUGGGGCACUAAAACGGUCGAGGUCACCGACAAGCGUAUGGUUUCGAUUAACAAUACGAAGAACUCACGAGGUCAGUAUAAAGAAUUUGCAUGGAUCAAGGGUGAAAUGAUUGGAAAAGGCUCAUUCGGUGCCGUUUAUCUAUGUCUGAACGUGACGACCGGUGAAAUGAUGGCCGUGAAACAGGUUGAGGUGCCAAAGUAUGGCUCUCAAAACGAGCAAAUCAUCCAUACCGUGGAAGCACUCAGAGCCGAAAUGUCGACCCUCAAAAAUCUGGAUCAUCUAAAUAUUGUUCAAUACCUCGGAUUCGAGGCCAAAGACCAUAUGAACAGUCUAUUUCUCGAGUAUGUGGCUGGUGGAUCUGUCGGCUCCCUCAUCAGGAUGUAUGGAAGAUUCGAUGAGGUAAUGAUAAAACAUCUGACGACCCAGGUCUUGAGAGGUUUAUCAUACUUGCACUCGCGUGGAAUUUUGCAUAGAGAUAUGAAAGCGGACAACUUACUUCUUGAUCAAGAAGGUGUCUGCAAGAUUAGUGAUUUUGGCAUUUCAAGGAAGUCGAAAGAUAUAUACUCUAAUUCCGAAAUGACCAUGAGAGGCACUGUUUUUUGGAUGGCUCCAGAAAUGGUCGAUACAGCGCAAGGUUACAGUGCCAAGGUCGAUAUAUGGUCAAUGGGAUGUGUUGUACUAGAAAUGUUUGCGGGCAAGCGGCCUUGGUCCAACUUAGAAGUGGUCGCAGCCAUGUUCAAGAUAGGUAAAUCUAAAUCAGCUCCACCCAUUCCUGAAGACACAUUGCCAUUAAUUUCACAGUCCGGGAGAGAUUUUAUAGAUGCUUGCUUCCAAAUCGACCCAGAAGCAAGACCCACAGCUGAUAAACAACUAUCACAUCCAUUUAUCCUGGAGAAAGAAAAUUUCGACUUCAAAUCUACUAAAUUAGCUGAACUCAUCAAGUCUAAUGACAAGGUUAACUCGACUAAAUUGAGAGUUAGCUCUCAUGAAAAAUCUCAACUAGAACUCUGA